This is a messenger RNA of Ficedula albicollis (Collared flycatcher), 1955 nucleotides long. It is a transcript of the gene TLNRD1, whose product is annotated as mesoderm development candidate 1. NCBI's taxonomy places the organism in Eukaryota, Metazoa, Chordata, Aves, Passeriformes, Muscicapidae. Gene Ontology annotation, molecular function: actin binding. Bases 177 to 1244 code for a protein of 355 amino acids. The record is from RefSeq and is a predicted model, not a curated record. The transcript has a single exon.
UCCCGCAGCGGCGGCAGCCCCGGCGCCCAGAGCCUUUUCUUGCCUCCCGGCGAUUAAUGGAAUGAUGUUGCGGAAAAGGCAGAGCGAUCCUGCCGGGCUCAGUCGGGACUGCUCGGGCGGCGGCGGAGGCGGCGGCAGCGGGGUAGCGAGCGGCAUGCGAGUGCCCCCCCGGCGCUAUGGCUAGCGGUGGCUCCGGCAAGUCCAGCAGCGAGGUCUCCGGCGGCGGCAUCCCCAGCAGCAGCUCCCUGCAGAGGAAGAAGCUCAUCUCUGUCUGCGACCACUGCAAGAUCAAGAUGCAACUGGUGGCCGAUCUGCUUUUGCUUUCGAGCGAGACCAGGCCGGUGAACACCGAGAGUCUGUCUGUCUUCGGUGAGUCCUUCGAGAAGUGCAGGGACACGAUCAUUGCCAGGACCAAAGGACUCUCCAUCUUGACCCAUGACGUCCAGAGCCAGCUCAACAUGGGACGCUUCGGGGAGGUGGGAGAAAGCCUGAUGGAGAUGGGGGAGCUGGUGGUGUCCCUGACCGAGUGCUCUGCCCACGCUGCCUACCUGGCUGCAGUGGAGACUCCAGGGGCCCAGCCUGCCAUGCCUGGCUUGGUGGAUCGCUACAAGGUGACCCGAUGUAGGCAUGAGGUGGAGCAUGGCUGCGGGGUCUUGAAGACCACCCCUUUGGCAGAUAUGAGCCCUCAGCUCCUGCUGGAGGUUUCUCAGAACAUGUCCAAGAACUUGAAAUUCCUGACAGACGCCUGCGUGCUGGCCAGUGAGAAAUCCAAGGAUAAAUUUGCUAAGGAGCAGUUCAAACUCAGUGUCAAAUGUAUGAGCACCAGCGCCUCUGCCCUCUUGGCCUGUGUCAAGGAGGUGAAGACCUCACCCAGCGAGCUGACCAGGAACCGGUGCGUCUUGUUCAGUGGACCUUUGGUGCAGUCUGUCUAUGCUCUGGUGGGCUUUGCCACUGAGCCCCAGUUUUUGGGUAAAGCUGCCACCAUUAAUCCAGAGGGCAAAGCUGUGCAAACUGCCAUCCUAGGAGGAGCCAUGAGUGUGGUAUCUGCUUGUGUGCUCCUGACCCAAUGCCUCAGGGAUAUAGCCCAACACCCCGAAAGUAGCACCAAAAUGAGCGAUUACAGGGAAAGGUUGAGGAACUCGGCUUGCGCCGUCUCGGAUGGUUGCAACCUGCUAUCUCAGGCACUAAGAGAAAGAUCUUCACCCAGGACUUUACCGCCAGUGAACUCCAAUUCUGUGAAUUAACCCCCACAUCUUCUGUUUAGAUCCCAGUCAUUGCUAAAGGAAAAUAAUAUCCCACCUCCUCACCCCUUUUUUGUAUACCAAAGAUGAGCCCAAUCCUUUGAUUUCAUGUGGUGAAGAAGCAGAACAUAUUCAAACUAUAUGUAUAAUAAAGGUAGCCAGUUUUGGCUUCUUGUUAUUUUACUUUAAAGUUAAACAAGCAUCUGCAGAUAAAUUUUCCUUUAUUCAACAAGGUCUUCACACAAGUGGUAAAACUGUUUCAAAGUUUUUUUAUAUCUGGGGAGGUGGGGGUAUCUUAGAAAAAGGAGAAAAAAGCUUUAAUCGCGCUGGGUGCGGUUUCUAAAGUUUGUCUUGUCUUGUCUUCCGAAAUUUCCCUUCUAAAUUUUGCUGUUCGGUUGUGCAGGAAAAAGGUUACCUCAGUUCUUACUCAUUUAAAAAAAUGAAAAAACCCAACAACACAUAGAUGAUGGAUGUAGCUACUAUUUUGUUUGUUUUUGUUUUGUAUGACUUUUUUUAUUUUGCAUCAAGUGUUAGGUUAGAAGUGCAUUUGGUGUGUAGGAGUGGAAGGACUGGAGGUUGUGAUUAUGUUUUCCAUGUGUUGAUUUCCAAACUGGGGGAAAAGCUACUGUGAGUGUUUAAACAAACAAACAAAAUUACACUAUAACAAAAGUGAUUUUUAAUUUUUUUCCAAUGUCAGUUUUUAUCUUGCAUGUA